Molecule: messenger RNA, 2319 nt
Organism: Arabidopsis arenosa
Lineage: Eukaryota; Viridiplantae; Streptophyta; Magnoliopsida; Brassicales; Brassicaceae
Source: the annotation of a GenBank genome assembly
AAAUCGCUCUCUCCUUCUUCUUCAUGAUCUUCUUCUUCUGAUUCGAUUUCCAUCUUAAAUCUUAAUUAUACACAAAAAGGAUUUGGAUCGUCACCUGAGAUUUUCAUUAGUCCUGCAACAUUUUUAUCGAAUUCUGUGAAUCCAUUUCUCUCCCGAUCUCGUCGUCGUCGAUGGAUAUGGCGAGUUCACCUAAACACAAUGUGGAGGAGAUGAAAUCUGCUGAGAUCAUCGCUAAGGAAGUUUCUCCUAAACCUAAUGUCAAAGAGAUUGAGGAGAAGAAAGAAGAAGAGAUGAAAUCUGUUGAUAUCGAAGAGUUUUCUCGUAAACCGGUUGUCGAAAUCGAGGAGAUGAUGGAGGAUAAUGAGGAGGAGGAGAUGGAGUCUAUAGAUAUUCAUGAAGAGGAAGGAGAUAAGAUUGUUACUAUGGAUGAGAUAAUGUCUGUAUAUAGUGAUGAUGAUGAUAGUGAGAGUUCCGCUGAAUCAAACGAUGAAAUAACGAAAGCGGGUGAAGAAACGGUUGAUGAUCGAAGCGGAAUCUCUCACCACUCGUCGUCAGAUACUACUUCAUCAACUUCUUCUGCUUGGACAGAGAAAGCAGCUGCUAUCAAGAACUUCGUUAGAGUGAAGAGCGAAGUUGCGGUACAUACAUUGAUUCGUCGACUUUCCGGGAAACUAAGUGUUGACAAUGCAGCUCAUGGUACUAGAGAUGAUGAGGUGAAAUCAGUAGACUCUCCUAAAACAGAAGGAAAGUCUAUGUGGAAUCCUUUAAGCUAUUUGAAGAUGAUGCAGAACGACGAUGAUUCGGUUGAUAGAGAAGAAGAGGUAGCAUUGGAGCCUGUAGUGAUGAAAGGUAGGAUUAUAUUGUAUACAAGACUAGGGUGUGAGGAGUGCAGAGAAUGUAGGUUGUUUUUGCAUGAAAAAAGGUUAAGAUAUGUCGAAAUUAACAUCGAUAUUUACCCGUCAAGAAAACUGGAGUUGGUAAAGAUUUGUGGAGGAGAUGUUGUUCCUAGGGUAUUCUUUAAUGAAGUGUUAGUUGGGAGUUUUAAGGAGCUUAAGGUAUUGGAGGAAUCAGGAGAGCUUGAGGAGAAGAUCAAACAUUUGAUAGAAGAAGCACCGCCUCGGGAAGCUCCCCUGCCACCUUUCUCAGGGGAAGAUGAUGCAUCGAGUAAAGGUCCUGUAGAUGAACUAGCUUUAAUAGUGCUGAAGAUGAAGCCUUGUGUAGUUAAGGAUCGGUUUUAUAAAAUGAGAAGGUUUAAAAACUGUUUCUUAGGUUCAGAAGCUGUGGAUUUCUUAUCCGCAGAUCAAAGUCUAGAAAGAGAUGGGGCGGUUGAAGUUGCUCGAAAGCUUGCUAGCCAGCUCUUCUUUCAACAUGUCCUAGAGGAGAAUCUGUUUGAGGAUGGGAAUCACUUGUAUCGGUUUCUGGAUGAUGACCCAGUCGUGUCAUCUCAAUGUCAUAACAUCCCUAGAGGAAUAAUAGAUUUGAAGCCAAGGCCGAUUGUGGAAAUUGCGUCAAGGCUCAGACUUGUGUAUCGAGCAAUUCUUGAAGCUUACACUUCGCCAGAUGGAAAACAUGUAGACUACAGAAGCAUCCAUGGGAGUGAAGAGUUUGCAAGGUACUUGCGAAUAAUUCAAGAGCUCCAUAGAGUAGAGCUUGAAGAUAUGCAAAGAGAGGAAAAGCUCGCGUUCUUCAUAAACCUUUAUAACAUGAUGGCUAUACAUUCAAUACUAGUAUGGGGUCAUCCAGCAGGAACUUUUGAUCGAACGAAAAUGUUUAUGGACUUCAAGUAUGUGAUUGGCGGCAACACCUACUCGCUUUCGGCUAUACAAAAUGGAAUUCUAAGGGGUAACCAGCGACCGAUGUUCAAUCCUAUGAAACCAUUUGGUGCAAAGGACAAACGUUCCAAGGUUGCUCUGCCUUAUGCAGAGCCUUUGACUCAUUUUGCUCUGGUUUGUGGAACUCGGUCUGGACCACCGCUUCGAUGCUUCACGCCUGGAGAGAUUGAUAAAGAACUCAUGGAGGCAGCUCGCGAUUUCUUAAGAUGUGGUGGACUCAUAGUUGAUCUCAAUGAUAAAUUUGCAUACAUCAACCAAAUCUUUAACUGGUAUGGGGUAGAUUUUGGAAAUAGCGAAGUGGAGGUACUGAAGCAUGCAUCAACCUUCUUGGAGCCGCAAUUUUCAGAAGCUUUGCUGGAUUGUCUAGUUGAUACUCAGUUUAAACUUGUCUACCAAAAAUAUGACUGGAGGCUUAACAACUAAAAGACUUAUAUAUCCGCAACUUCGGGGACUUAUGCGGUUACACUAAUAAAUCGAGUUUAGGUUC